GCGUUAUUAUCAUUCUGGAUGUUUCGCCAAACUUGUUUGCCCACGGGACGUCACUUAUAGACGCGCUUAGCUUAUUGGUGAUUCAUUAUGGACGGGGAGAGUGAUUUAAAGGACGGCUGUCCGAGCCUGUUGUGUAAAGAACAUGAGGACUCUUACACCAUGGAUGAUGGAAUGAAGGAAGAGGAGGAUGAUGAAGAAGGGGGUGUGGAGGAGACGGAAGGAGAUAUAGAGGCACUGGAGAAGAAUGAGGGGGAGUCGUCCAUUGAAACAGAAAUGGAGAACGAUGAGGAAAUACUCUCGAACAAGAAGGAACACGACUCAAACGCCCCUGAGCACGACGAGGAACGGAGGUGUUAUCGAGAAACACCACGUCGAAAGCACAGUGAGCAAGCGACGGACGACAUGGAGGGCAGGGCCGGCCCUGACCUGACGCAGCAGGUACCCGAGGUCAUCUCGCUGGAGUGUACGGCCGCGUCAGGCCCGGGGGACGACCACGACCUCUUUGACUCCCCGUUUGGCAUCGUUGGCCACUAUUCCCCCCUGGCCUCUGUCCCUCUCCUCAUGACCGCUACACACCCCCACGACCACACCACCCCCAUGCCUGCACAGCCCCAGGGGGGCCCGAGGCCCCACAACACCCUUCAAGGCCAAACCCUCCUGAAGCCAGCCCUGAAACCAAAGGAGACGCAGACGUCCCAGGCGGGCUACAACCGCCGCUCCAUACGCCACCGGGGGAGGAGGCGGCUGAUGGUCCUGCCCCCGCUGCCGAGCCUGGACCUGGGGGAGGUGCUGGACCGAGCCCUCCGGCCCCCCACGCCCAAGAAGAAGACCCGCACGCUGUACACCACUGAUCAGUUGGAGCAUUUGGAGUUUCUGUUCCAUGACGACCACUAUCCUGAUGCGGAGAAGAGGAAGGUCAUCGCCGCGUCCGUUGGGGUCACACCACAGAGGAUCAUGGUGUGGUUCCAGAACCGGCGGGCCAAGUGGAGGAAGAUCGAGCGCUCUGUGAAGGGGGAGAAGCAGAGCUGCGUGGGCAGCAGCAGCCUGGCCCUCCAACAGACCCAUCCCUCCCUGUCAGCCAGGGUGGCGCUCCCCAUGACGGGAGCCGGCUCUCUGUCCCUCAACCCUCCCUCCGUGGCUCACUCCCAGCCCUCGGCCGUAGCUGCCUUCCCCGGGCCGUCGGGCCAGGCACUGCCCUCCUACGGCGCGCUGCUGGCCAGCCUCACCAGCCUGAGCCAGCCUGGACCGAUGGACACGGGGCCCACCCGGCCUCCGUCUCUGGGGGGCUCCUCGGAGUACAACCCCCCGCAAAUGCACAGCCCGCCGCCGCUGAGGAGAGCGAGCCUGCCCCUCUACGCCAGCAGCUACACCCCUAACCCCGCCCUGCCUCUGCUCAGCACCCCGGCCCGCACCCCCGGCCUCUGCCUGGAGGCCCUGGAGGGCCGCUCCUUCCUGGCCCACCUGGACGACCCCGGGAGGGAGCCCCCCAUGCUGCACGCCGACACCAGCUCCCUCUUCGACUACAGCGACGGGCUGGACUACCUGACCUCCGCCAGCCAGCAGAACGUCAACAACCACAACAGCUACUCCUACCGGCCCCAGGCCCCCUACCCCUCCAACCAGCCCCCCCAGCGCCUCACCUACCUCACGCCCUCCCCCUACCUCACGCCCAACCCCCCGGACUCCAACCCCACCUCCUACCUCACCUUCGGCCCCGGAGGCGGCGCCAACGGGGUCGUGACCUACGCUGCUGGAGGCCAAGCCUACUUCCAGCCCCACUCCAACCCCGGGCAGAUCCUGCUGCAGGGGGGCGGCCCCCACGGGGGCCCCCCAGCCUACCAGUCCUACUCCUGGGGGAACAUCCUGGGCCAGCCGGCGGUGGUCCAGCGGGCGCAGGGCCCGUCCUCCUACCCGGGGGGCCUUCAGCCGCCCAGCUCCACCAGCACCCUGCCCUCGUCCUCCUUCUUCAUCAGAGGGAGCCAUGGACCCUCCAACCCCCAGCGCUGUUCCUCCCACUCCCAGACGCACACCUCCGUCACAAGCACCACCACCAACCACAGCAUGGCAGCAGUCCAGCGCGGGCCACAGGUCCCCAGGGGGGCAGCCCUGCCGACCCAGCUCAGUCCUGCCUCGCCAGGCAGUCCACCACCGCCCUCUUGUGUCAAGAUUGAGUAUGAGAGCCCUGACCAGAUCCACAGCCACUUCCACUGUGACUUCUCCCCCAUACACUUCUGAAUCGGCUGCCUCGUAAAUUGGGACAAAAUAAAGUUUGUGACUGUGAAUCGUAUUUAUAUGUUUACUAGGUUCCGAUUAUGGGCCGUGUUUUGAUAUGAUCUUACUCUAUGUUUGUUGUUGUUUGACCUUGACUCAAUCCCUUGGCCUUGAGUUUCAUCUAGUUUGGCUUGAAUACAUUUACAUUACAUUUGAUGGCUUGAAUACAUACAAAUUACAUUGCUGUUUAUUUCUGGAUUAUGCGUGGUUCAUUGAAACGGCGUGAUUUGACUCGGCAAGUAUGUUCCUCAUCAUUCCAGUCCGCCACCAGAGAACACUGUUCCUCCUUCAAUUAGGAAGCCAACACAUGGAGAGGGGAGCUGUCGCGGAGUGCCCCGAUCCUGGGGACGAAAACAAGGGCAG
This is a messenger RNA of Gadus chalcogrammus (walleye pollock), 2634 nucleotides long. RefSeq lists its product as uncharacterized. The record is from RefSeq and is a predicted model, not a curated record. The coding region runs from base 88 to 2235 and encodes 715 amino acids. NCBI's taxonomy places the organism in Eukaryota, Metazoa, Chordata, Actinopteri, Gadiformes, Gadidae. Gene Ontology annotation, biological process: regulation of transcription by RNA polymerase II. Gene Ontology annotation, molecular function: DNA-binding transcription factor activity, RNA polymerase II-specific; RNA polymerase II cis-regulatory region sequence-specific DNA binding. The transcript is spliced from 9 exons.